Caenorhabditis angaria is the source of this 1110-nucleotide messenger RNA. Lineage: Eukaryota; Metazoa; Nematoda; Chromadorea; Rhabditida; Rhabditidae. The record is from the annotation of a GenBank genome assembly.
AUGACAUCAAAUGAAACUGAGGAACAGAGAACAAAUCGACAAAAAAGAAUCAAGGCACUGAGGUUCGAAAGAAAAAUGUGAGAUUUUUCGAAAAAUUUUCCGAAUUUUCCCACUUUUACGUCCAAAUUAGUAAUGAAAUUUGAAAUCUUUCGAAAUUUACUGUUACAAAAGUUUUGGAAAUGGUCCGUUUCUGAAUUUCAUCUCUCCGGUACUGACCUAAAAGACGUCGACCCACUAAAGAAGUCCAUUAUGGAUCCUUCCGUUAUUGCCUGUGAUCCAUUGCAGAAGUUGGUUCGAGAAAACCUUUGAUUUGGUUGCUUAAAUUAUUAUUUAUCUAUUUAUUUUACAGAUACAAUGAAGUAAGAUGUCUUAUGAGACAAUUGAGGAGAUCAGAGAGACAAAGACAGCAGAUUGAAGAAGAUUUUGCUAUUAUUUACGCACAAUUUGGAGGUUCUGAUGGUGCACUGUUGAACCAAGUUGUUAGCUUACGAUUUGAGUGUGGAUUAGCGCGAAUCGAGAAACACAAGGCAUUGGAAAUCGAAAUAAAAAUGUGAGUUUUUGCGGAAAAAAAAACCAAUUUUCCAGAUGAUUCGUUUUUUUGACAGAAACAUCAAAUUUCCAGAAACUGUGUUCGGAAAACCCUGAAAAUGAUAUUUUGAUUUUCUGAGAAGAAAAUGUCUAAAAUAAUCACUUAAUUCGGGAUUUUAUAUUUAGAGACGUUAAUUUGUAGACGUAUUGUAGAUGAACGAAUCAAUCUUUCCGGUAAAUGUCUGGAAAACCCCCUUCAUUCUCGAUAAUUAAUUGUUUUUAAUUAAUUGAAUUUUUAGACGCGAAGAAAUAGAAGCACUUGAGAAAUUACUGAAGAGAUCAGAGAAACGAAGACAACAAUAUGAAGAAGAUUUUGGUGUGAUGUAUAAACGAUGUGGAGAGUUCAUUGAGAAUGUUGGAUCUGCGUCAAAACAACCACAGAAUGGUUCCGUCAUGAAUGCGAUCGAAAAUGUCUUGAAAAACACUGAAAAGUGGAUUGACACAAUACUACUGUUUCAUUUUUUGUUUUCACAAACUCUUUCUAUUUGUUCCUAUUACCGCUAUAUAAAGAAUGAAUUGUAA